GGCUCGAAGCCGCGCGGCCGAGGACUACAACUCCCAGGCGGCACCGCGGCGGGGACGCCGCGUCAGUCCAGCACCGCCGGCGGCCCCUGGACGCGGCGCGGAGGCGCGAGGAGGGGCGGCUGCCUGCUGCCCUCGCCCUCGGCCCCCGCCGGCGGACCCCGCGCGGCCAGCCCCUCUUCGCGCCCUGACAUUUGGGGUGGGGACAGGUGAACCUGCCGCCCCAUUCCCGAGCCGCCCUGAGCCAGGACAGCCGACCCUGCCUUUUUAGGGUUUUUUUCUUGCUGCAGUGGAGUCCCCCGCAGCCAUGGCCCCCAGGAGCCGCCGAGGGCCCGCAGGGACCGCCCCCCGUCCUGGCCGCCCGGGCCCGCCCUCUGCGUCCCGCGGGCAGCCUGCGUGAAGCGGCCUCCCGCAGCCCCCGGCCCCUCCCCCAUGGAGGAGGAGGAGGGGGCGGCGGCCAGGGAAUGGGGCGCGACCCCCGCGGGGCCUGUGUGGACCGCGGUGUUCGACUAUGAGGCGGUCGGCGAGGAGGAGCUGACCCUGCGGAGGGGCGACCGCGUCCAGGUGCUUUCCCAGGACUGUGCGGUAUCCGGCGAUGAGGGCUGGUGGACCGGGCAGCUGCCCAGCGGCCGUGUGGGCGUCUUCCCGAGCAACUACGUGGCCCCUGCUGCGCCCGCCGCACCCGCGGGCCUCAAGCUGCCCCAGGAGAUCCCCUUCCACGAGCUGCAGCUAGAAGAGAUCAUCGGUGUCGGGGGCUUUGGCAAGGUCUACCGGGCCCUGUGGCGCGGCGAGGAGGUAGCUGUCAAGGCUGCCCGGCUGGACCCUGAGCGGGACCCGGCAGUGACGGCGGAGCAGGUGCGCCAGGAGGCCCGACUUUUUGGAGCCCUGCAGCACCCCAACAUCAUUGCCCUGCGAGGCGCCUGUCUCAGCCCCCCUCACCUCUGCCUGGUGAUGGAGUAUGCCCGGGGAGGUGCCUUGAGCAGGGUGCUGGCAGGUCGCCUGGUGCCCCCUCAUGUGCUCGUCAACUGGGCUGUGCAGGUGGCCCGGGGCAUGAACUACCUGCACAAUGACGCCCCAGUGCCCAUCAUCCACCGGGACCUCAAGUCCAUCAACAUCCUUAUUCUGGAGGCCAUCGAGAACCACAACCUUGCAGACACGGUGCUCAAGAUCACAGACUUCGGCCUGGCCCGCGAGUGGCACAAGACCACCAAAAUGAGCGCCGCUGGAACCUAUGCCUGGAUGGCCCCGGAGGUUAUCCGUCUCUCCCUCUUCUCCAAAAGCAGUGAUGUUUGGAGCUUCGGGGUGCUGCUCUGGGAGCUGCUGACGGGUGAGGUCCCCUACCGUGAAAUCGACGCCUUGGCCGUGGCGUAUGGCGUGGCUAUGAACAAGCUGACGCUGCCCAUCCCCUCCACGUGCCCCGAGCCCUUUGCCCGCUUACUGGAGGGUGAGCCGGGGCCCCGUGGAAAGGAAUGCUGGGACCCCGACCCACACGGGCGGCCAGAUUUCAGCAGCAUCUUGAAGCGACUUGAAGUCAUCGAACAGUCAGCCCUGUUCCAGAUGCCGCUGGAGUCCUUCCAUUCACUGCAGGAAGACUGGAAGCUGGAGAUUCAGCACAUGUUCGAUGACCUUCGGACCAAGGAGAAGGAGCUGCGCAGCCGGGAGGAGGAGCUGCUGCGCGCCGCACAGGAACAGCGCUUCCAGGAGGAACAGCUGCGGCGGCGGGAGCAGGAGCUGGCGGAGCGCGAGAUGGACAUCGUGGAACGCGAGCUGCACCUGCUCAUGUGCCAGCUGAGCCAGGAGAAGCCCCGGGUCCGCAAACGCAAGGGCAACUUCAAGCGCAGCCGCCUGCUUAAGCUGCGGGAAGGCAGCAGCCACAUCAGCCUGCCCUCGGGCUUUGAGCAUAAGAUCACAGUCCAGGCCUCUCCGACCCUGGAUAAGAGGAAAGGAUCAGAUGGGGCCAGCCCCCCUGCCAGCCCCAGUAUCAUCCCAAGGCUGAGGGCCAUCCGCUUGACUCCUGUGGACUGUGGUGGUGGCAGCAGCAGCGGCAGCAGCAGUGGUGGCAGUGGGACAUGGGGCCGCACUGGGCCCCCAAAGAAGGAAGAACUGGUUGGGGGCAAGAAAAAGGGCCGCACUUGGGGGCCCAGCUCCACCCUGCAGAAGGAGCGGGCCGGAGGAGAAGAGAGGCUCAAGGCUCUGGGGGAAGGAAGCAAACAGUGGUCCUCAAGUGCCCCCAACUUGGGCAAGUCCCCCAAACACACCCCCAUGGCCCCGGGCUUCGCCAGCCUCAAUGAGAUGGAGGAGUUCGUGGAGGCAGACGGAGGCAGCAGCGUGCCCCCUUCCCCCUACAGCACCGCCUCCUACCUCACGGUGCCCCUGCCCACCGAGCCCUCCCCAGGGGCGCGGGCGCCGUGGGAGGCGGCACCGGCCACGCCCUCCGCCCGGCCGGGCCAUCGCUUCCCGCGGGGCCUCAGCCCACCCGGGCGCCUCCAGAGCCGCCGCGAUGACCUGGCCCCCGGCCCGGGCCUGGCGCCCUCGGCCACCCUGGUGUCGCUCUCAUCCGUGUCCGACUGCAACUCCACGCGUUCGCUGCUGCGCUCCGACAGCGACGAGGCCGGGCCGGCUGCGCCCUCCCCGCCCUCGCCCUCUCCCUCGCCUUUGCCCUCGCCCUCGGCCUCACCCGGCACCAACCCCCUGGUGGACCUGGAGCUGGAGAGCUUCAAGAAGGACCCCCGCCAGUCGCUCACGCCCACCCACGUCACGGCCGCGCGCGCUGUGAGCCGAGGACAUCGGCGGACGCCGUCGGACGGGGCGCUGGGGCAGCGGGGGCCUCCGGAGCCCGCGGGCCACGGCCCUGGCCCUCGGGACCCCCUGGACUUUCCCCGCCUGCCUGACCCCCAGGCCCUGUUCCCUACCCGUCGCCGGCCCCCUGAGUUCCCUGGCCGCCCCACCACCCUGACCUUCGCCCCAAGACCCCGGCCAGCUGCCAGCCGCCCCCGCCUGGACCCCUGGAAACUGGUCUCCUUCGGGCGGACGCUCAGCAUAUCACCUCCUAGCAGGCCAGACACCCCGGAGAGCCCAGGGCCGCCCAGCGUGCAGCCCACGCUGCUGGACAUGGACAUGGAGGGACAGAGCCAGGACAACACAGUGCCCCUCUGUGGGGCCCAGGGCCCCCCCUGAGGCCUGCCCCCCACCGCCCGCCUGGGCAGCCAUGAAUGUAGCGCCCCAGGCCCCGCCCCAGCCUGCCGUGCCCCAAGGCGCAAAGGCCCUGGGCAGGAUGCUCACUAUUUAUUGGGGAAGGAGGGAGGGAGGGACUCUUAAUUUAUUCCUUUGUACCCCAGGGGUGGGGCUCUGUGCCCACCCUGCUGUGGGGGGGAGGGCGGGCAGGGAUACUCAGGGACAGGGCAACGUGGGGGAUUUGGCACAAGAUGAAGCAUUAAAGGUAACCCCUGCCCCCUAC
This is a messenger RNA of Chinchilla lanigera (long-tailed chinchilla), 3454 nucleotides long. It is a transcript of the gene Map3k10, whose product is annotated as mitogen-activated protein kinase kinase kinase 10. Gene Ontology annotation, biological process: protein phosphorylation; positive regulation of apoptotic process. NCBI's taxonomy places the organism in Eukaryota, Metazoa, Chordata, Mammalia, Rodentia, Chinchillidae. Gene Ontology annotation, molecular function: JUN kinase kinase kinase activity; protein binding; ATP binding. The record is from RefSeq and is a predicted model, not a curated record.